Messenger RNA from Mercenaria mercenaria, 4820 nucleotides. RefSeq names its product F-box only protein 11-like. Gene Ontology annotation, biological process: regulation of apoptotic process; ubiquitin-dependent protein catabolic process; protein ubiquitination. The record is from RefSeq and is a predicted model, not a curated record. The transcript has 19 exons. Gene Ontology annotation, molecular function: protein binding; zinc ion binding. NCBI's taxonomy places the organism in Eukaryota, Metazoa, Mollusca, Bivalvia, Venerida, Veneridae. The coding region runs from base 103 to 2700 and encodes 865 amino acids.
UCCAUUCGCGUGACAAAUGUAAAUUUCAAUAUGGCCGCCGGAUUCAGACAUUGAUAAUAAGUUGUGUAAAUAAAUUAGCAUUUCAGUUAAUUCCAGGCAAAAAUGCCUUCCUCAGCUGGACGUAAUACAAGAUUAAGUUCCAGGCUAAAACGUAGACGACCAUCUCUGAAAAAAGGAGCAAGCAAUGCACUGAAUUCAGCUAACUCUGACUCAAAUGAUGAAGCAGCUUCCACAUCAGGAGAAACUGGAAUCCGAGUACAGCAAUACAAUCUGCGCAGGAGACCUGGUGACUCCAGCAAUACUGCAGUGCCGGCAAAACGAAAGAAAAAGACAAGGCAAAAUACACCAAUAAUUAAAGGUGAAGCUGUUGGUGGAAAGUACUUGCAGCAGGAUCUGCCAGAUGAGGUCCUUCUCAAGAUCUUCAGUUACCUGCUAGAGUUUGACCUGUGCAGGGCCUCACAAGUUUGUAAACGAUUUAGAACAAUUGGAAAUGAUGCUGAACAUUGGAAAAAGCUGUAUCAGGAAUUGUUUGAAUAUGACAUACCCCUAUUCCACCCAGAACCAAAAGUAUUCACAUUUGUAGAAAAGGAGAGCAAGGAAUAUGAAAAUCAGUGGAAGGAAAGCUUUAGACAGCUGUACCAAGGUGUUCAUGUGCGUCCUGGAUUCUAUGAUUUGUAUUCAUAUCGAGGAAAACGAUUGAGAAGCAGAGAUCUUGUGUGUUUUGACACAAUAGAGCAGGCAUACACAUUUGUGGAUACAGAAGAUAUUGAAGAUGCCAUCAUUUUUGUCCAUUCUGGAAUCUAUGUGGGAGAAUUUCUUCUAAUUGACCUCAAUGUCUCAAUACUUGGAGCAGCUCCAGGCAAUGUGAUGGAUCACGUGAUUAUAGAACGGGAGAGUGAGUCAACGAUCGUGUUUGUAGAGGGCGCUAGAGAUGCUUACUUAGGAUAUAUCACUUUAAAGUUUACUCCAGAUAUAGCCUCAUCUGUACCCCACCAUAAACAUUAUGCUCUUGAAGUAACAGAGAAUUGUUCUCCUACCAUAGACCACUGUAGGAUCAAGAGCACUUCUGUUGGUGCUGCUGUUUGUGUGUCUGGUUCAGGUGCUGAUCCAUUUAUACGACACUGUCUCAUCAAAGAUUGUGAAAAUGUUGGCCUCUACGUUACUGAUUAUGCACAGGGUACAUACGAGGACAAUGAGAUCAGUGGUAAUGCCCUUGCUGGUAUCUGGGUCAAGAACUAUGCUAACCCUAUCAUGCGCAGAAACCAUAUCCAUCAUGGCAGAGAUGUUGGAAUAUUUACAUUUGAUUAUGGACAGGGUUACUUUGAGAGCUGUGAUAUACAUAAUAAUCGUAUUGCUGGCUUUGAGGUGAAGGCAGGAGCCAACCCUACUGUGAUUCACUGUGAAAUACACCACGGUCAGACUGGUGGAAUAUAUGUGCAUGAAAAUGGUCGCGGACAAUUCAUAGACAAUAAAAUACAUUCAAAUAACUUUGCGGGUGUUUGGAUAACUUCAAAUAGUGAUCCUACUAUAAGGAAAAAUGAGAUAUACAAUGGUCAUCAAGGUGGUGUGUAUAUAUUUGGUGAAGGAAGGGGACUUAUAGAACACAAUAAUAUAUAUGGUAAUGCCCUAGCUGGUAUACAAAUCCGAACCAACAGCAAUCCAAUAGUUAGACACAACAAAAUCCACCAUGGUCAGCAUGGAGGUAUCUAUGUGCAUGAGAAAGGCCAAGGUUUGAUAGAAGAGAAUGAAGUAUACUCAAACACACUUGCAGGUGUAUGGAUCACCACUGGGAGUACACCUGUACUUAGACGCAAUAGAAUACACAGUGGUAAACAGGUUGGGGUAUAUUUUUACGACAAUGGUCAUGGUGUGCUGGAAGAUAAUGAUAUAUUCAACCACCUGUAUUCUGGUGUUCAAAUUAGAACUGGAAGCAAUCCAUUAAUACGAAGGAACAAGAUUUGGGGAGGUCAGAAUGGUGGAAUAUUAGUGUAUAAUAGUGGUCUAGGAAUGAUAGAAAACAAUGAAAUAUUUGACAAUGCAAUGGCAGGGGUGUGGAUUAAAACAGACAGUAACCCUGUGUUAAGACAUAAUAAAAUUCACGAUGGAAGAGACGGUGGAAUUUGUAUUUUCAACGGGGGAAAAGGAAUUCUGGAAGAAAAUGACAUUUUCCGAAACGCCCAAGCUGGGUUGCUAAUCAGCACACAAAGCAACCCAACUUUGCGGCGGAACCGAAUAUUUGAUGGUCAGGCUGCGGGUGUUGAGAUAACCAAUAAUGCUACAGCAAAUCUGGAGGGUAACAAAGUGUUUAAUAACAAAUUCGGAGGGUUGUGUCUCGCAAGUGGAGUAAAUCCAGUCAUGAAAGAUAAUCAAAUCUAUGGAAACCACAACAUGGUACAGAAAGCUGUGUCCUCUGGUCAGUGCCUAUACAAAAUCUCCAGCUAUACAAGCUUUCCAAUGCAUGACUUCUACAGAUGUAAGACAUGCAAUACAACUGAGAGGAAUGCAAUCUGUGUGAACUGUAUAAAAACUUGCCAUGGAGGUCAUGAGGUGGAAUUUAUCCGACAUGAUCGCUUCUUUUGUGACUGCGGAGCAGGAACGUUGAACAAUGCGUGCAGGUUACAGGGUGAGCCAACCCAAGAUACGGACACGCUCUAUGAUUCUGCUGCACCUAUGGAAUCUCACACACUACGAGUUAACUGAUAGCAUGCCAGUAGGGAUUUACCUUGUGUUGUGGAUUUAUACUUGAUAUCGGGUAGUUUUUGAUAGUGUCAUUAACUACAGUUGUCAACUACAGCAGUUAUAAACAUUACAUGUAUAUCACAUGUAUUUUUAUGUUACAAACGUAACAGAGUUGACAUCCGAGCCAGUGCUGAGGGGAGUUGAUCAAAAUCCAGCAGUUGAGGAGGAAAAGAACAUUUUGCCAAAACUUUAAGGGAAGGAGUAGUGGUUACCAGUAUCUAAAUUCCUAAGGAAUUCAAUAUUUAUACAUAUAUCUUAGCUUUGAUACUUAGACAAAUUGCACAGUUACAUUGUAUUCUCAUAGCAAAACACACUGCCACAGAGUCACUGUUGCCUUGGUGACUGUACCAAAUUAUUACUACCUGUGUCACAAGUUUGUAAGCGUGCCAGUCAUGUACUGGCCAUGAUAGUUAUGUCUAGAUAAUGUCUAGUUACACAUUAUAAUACACUGCCCUUUUUCAUGGUGAAGUUCUUUGCAUCUAUACACAGUGUCCAUAACCCAGAGCUAAAUGCAUGGUCAGUUGAAAGUAUUAGAGUAGAUGUUAAAUUAUACAUAGAACACAUUUGAUAAAAGCUGUGUACAGGUAAAGGCAAACUUGAUUUCAGUUAAUGUUUCAUAAAAAAGGAAUAAGAAGUUUGUUUGAAAUAAAAGUUUAAAUGGUUUUACACUGCUUAAGAUCAUCUGAAACUUUAUUGACACUUUAAAUGGUUGAAACAGAGUUUUAUAUUUUAGAGGAAUAAUGUGUAGCAUAACACAUGCUUAACAUUUACCAAGAUUUAAUGUAGAUUGGUUCAGUUUAAAAAAUUAGUGAUAAACAAAAUUCUUUAAUAACAAGUAUCUUCAAGACUUGAGAGUGUUCUGAUUGAGAAGUUUGAUGUAGGCAGGAUAUUGAGGAAAUAGGAAAGAUUUCUUACUUACUACUGGUGUGUGAUUUUGUUUGAUGAUUACAGAUCCAACUGCUGAUACCCUUUUAUACAAGGGUGACAAAUGUGCCACUGUAAAUUACAAUACAUGUAGAUACACAUAGUGUUAACACUGCAUGUCCAUGUAUAUACAGACUGUGUACAAAGUGCACAAAAACACAUAUAUUUGUAAAGAGAUUGUUGUGUAUAGAUAUUAUUUGUACAAAUGUAUUUUAGGAUUUUUUUCGGUGUUGGUCAAAACAAAGGUCUGUUAAAUUUGUUCUUUUUUAUUACCUUACACUGAAAAGUGCUAAAUAAAAACUCGUCUUACAAUUUUAGCAUUCAAUAUUGAUGGUGAUAUUGCAAUACAUUGUAUAAAUUUGUAAACUAUAUUUUUUUUGUAUUUUCCGCACCAAGUAUUACUUAAAUGUUGUGCAAAUGGAAAGUUACUUUGUAUAUUCAAAUCUUUUUAAUUCAGCACUUAAGAUUUUUUUUCAUAAAUUUUUCAAUAUUUUAUUCAACAAAUAGCAUGUGAUUACAAUAUAUUUUACAAAAGCAAGGGAUCGAGUAGUAAGCUAAUAACCUUUUUUAGAAUUUAGAAACUCUUUCUUGAAAACAGGUACAUACUAAAUUACAGUGACAACAAUUGUAAUAUAAAAUGUUCAAGUUUGAAAUAUUUUUAGAAGUUCUGAAUUUGGAGUUGACUUGAAGCUUUCUCUUAUCGAAUUUGAUGGAUCUUAACAUAAUUUAAAAUAUUUUAAUCAAAAUCUUUUUUGACCUUAAAAUAUGUGAAGAUAUAAAAGAUUCACAUUAAUAAGCGCAAACUCGUGUUUAAAGGCAGUCCAGUGAUUGUAUAAUAUGUCUGGCUUACAUGCCAGUUCAGCAAAAAGUUGGUUUGUCAUCAAACAAUAAAAGACGAAAGUUAGGUUCCCAGCUGGUUCUGGCUUAAGGUGCUAUCUUCAUAAUUAACCCAGAGCAUUACUGUCACAAAUUGUCAGCAUGAUAUUUGAUUUAAACCACUUACUACAUAUUAUGUUGUGUAUUUUGGGCCGGAGGCCUUUGUUACAUUUAAUAAACUUUUGACUUGACUUGACUUGACAUGGUGUACUCACUGCUUUUAAGCAACCAUUUUAUUUAUUAACAAUUUUCAUUUUAUGUUGACGUUCAGGUGCUGUAGA